This is a messenger RNA of Phytophthora infestans T30-4, 1221 nucleotides long. RefSeq names its product ubiquitin activating enzyme, E1 family, putative. Gene Ontology annotation, molecular function: UFM1 activating enzyme activity. Gene Ontology annotation, cellular component: cytoplasm; cytosol. The record is from RefSeq and is a predicted model, not a curated record. Lineage: Eukaryota; Oomycota; Peronosporomycetes; Peronosporales; Peronosporaceae. The coding region runs from base 1 to 1221 and encodes 406 amino acids. Gene Ontology annotation, biological process: protein ufmylation. The transcript has 2 exons.
AUGUCGACCGAGGCGGAGCUGCGGUCGCUGGACCGGCAGAUCGCGGAACUGAUGCAGCAGAAGGCAGCGGUGCAGGCCAAGAUGGAGCGUGAGGCUGGCGGCGCCCGUGCCAAGCAAAUGAGCGCCGAGGUGGUGGACAGCAACCCUUACAGUCGCCUAAUGGCUCUCAAGCGUAUGGGAAUCGUCAAUAACUACGAGAAGAUCCGUGACUUCUCUGUCCUCAUCGUAGGUCUCGGAGGAAUUGGUUCUGUAGCCGCCGAGAUGCUCACGCGUUGCGGCAUCGGCAAGCUCAUUAUGUACGACUACGAUACCGUGGAGAUCGCCAAUAUGAACCGCCUCUUCUUCCGCCCCGAACAGGCAGGAAUGACCAAGACAGCAGCCGCCAAGCAGACCCUACACAGUAUUAAUCCAGACGUGAUCUUCGAGGAGUACACGAUGGAUAUUACUACAACCGCCAACUUCGAGCAGCUUCUGGACCGCAUUCAAUACGGUGGAGUGGACGGCAAGAGCAAAAUCGACCUGGUGCUGAGCUGUGUGGACAAUUAUGCGGCGCGUACGGCACUGAACCAAGCGUGUAACGAGCUGAACCAGGAGUGGAUGGAGUCGGGCGUGUCGGAGGACGCAGUGUCGGGCCAUAUUCAGUUCCUGCUACCAGGACGCACAGCUUGCUUCGAGUGUCUUCCGCCGCUAAUUGUGGCCAGUGGCAUUGACGAGUCUACACUGAAGCGCGAGGGCGUAUGCGCAGCCUCUCUACCGACUACUAUGGGACUUGUGGCUGCUCUGUUGGUGCAGAAUGUGUUGAAGUACUUGUUGGGCUUCGGUCAGGUGUCGUACUACUUGGGCUACAGCGCUAUGAAGGAUUUCUUCCCGUCGGACGUCAUGCGUCCGAACCCCGAGUGCUCGAACGCGCAGUGUCGCAAGCAACAGGCGGUGGAUGAACACAAGAGCUGGACGCCCAUGGUCUGGACGGCUCUGGGUCAUGAUGGUCAGGAGAAUCUUGUUGUGGAACACGAAGACAAUGAGUGGGGCAUCGAGCUUGGCGGAGACGACGACGCCUCGGAGGCUCCAGCUACAGACACGGCCAAGCUGGCGUCCGGUAUCUCGUUUGCGUACGAUCAGCCCACUACAGCGCCGGUAGCUGCCGCUGAUGAUCAGUCGGCGUCAGUAUCGGACGUGGACGUCAGCCUGGAAGACCUCAUGGGACAGCUGAAGUCGCUUUAG